Punctularia strigosozonata HHB-11173 SS5 is the source of this 246-nucleotide messenger RNA. RefSeq lists its product as uncharacterized. The transcript has 2 exons. The annotation marks the transcript as partial. The record is from RefSeq and is a predicted model, not a curated record. Lineage: Eukaryota; Fungi; Basidiomycota; Agaricomycetes; Corticiales; Punctulariaceae.
ACCUUAUGCUCCGCUAAGGAUGAACGGCCAUGUACUGUUCACGGCGAAGACGGGGAAUAUUUCGACUUGAACCCCCUCAAGGCCAGCACAGAUUAUACCUUCCAAUCCCCAGGUGGACGCGAGUUCAUCAUCAAUGUUUGCAGGAGCGUCGUAUCAGAAACAUGGUCUCCGAAAGUUGACGACCCGGACAAUAUCGCGGCUUUCACCCGUGACUUUGGCGGGAUCCGCGGCGACUUUUCCUUGGGG